Molecule: messenger RNA, 936 nt
Organism: Phyllostomus hastatus (greater spear-nosed bat)
Lineage: Eukaryota; Metazoa; Chordata; Mammalia; Chiroptera; Phyllostomidae
Product: olfactory receptor-like protein OLF3
Exons: 1
Coding region: 1-936 (311 amino acids)
Biological process (GO): G protein-coupled receptor signaling pathway
Cellular component (GO): membrane
Molecular function (GO): olfactory receptor activity; G protein-coupled receptor activity
Source: RefSeq, a predicted model, not a curated record
AUGAACCAGGAAAAUGAAACCCAGACGUGGGUGAGAGAGUUCAUUCUGCUGGGGCUGGCCAGGGACUGGAAAGCUCAGGUCUCACUCUUUGUCUUGUUCCUGACCAUGUACUUGGUGACCGUUGUGGGAAAUGUCCUCAUUCUUCUCCUGAUCAGGCUGGACAGCAGGCUGCACACCCCCAUGUACUUCUUCCUCACCGUUUUAUCCUUUGUGGACCUUUGUUAUGCAAACAGCAUUGUCCCACAGAUGCUUGCCCACUUCUUCUCAGCCCGGAAGUCCAUCCCGUUCCCCAGCUGUGUGCUCCAGCUCCACGUGUCCCUGGCGAUGGGCGGCUCUGAGUUCUUCCUGCUGGGAGCCAUGGCCUAUGACCGCUAUGUGGCGGUGUGCCACCCGCUGCACUACACGGUCAUCAUGCAUGGGGGGCUGUGCCUGGGGCUGGCUGCCGGCAGCCUGGUGGCUGGUUUCAUGAAUUCCCUGAUGGAAGCGAUCAUCACCUUCCGGCUUCCCCUGUGUCACAAUAUCAUUAAUCAUUUUGCCUGUGAGACCCUGGCCGUGCUGAGGCUAGCCUGUGUGGACAUCUCAUUCAAUAUGGUCAUGGUGGCCAUCUCAGGGUUUCUGGUGAUCAUGCUUCCCUGUUCCCUGGUCCUAUUCUCCUACGGUCAUAUAGUUGCUGCCAUUCUGCGCAUUCGCUCUGCUCAGGGACGUAGCAAAGCCUUUGGGACCUGUGCCUCCCACCUCACUGUGGUUUGCAUGUGCUUUGGGGCUACCAUCUUCACCUACCUGAGGCCACGCUCGGCCUCUGCAGUGGAGAAGGAGAAGACAGUCGCACUGUUCUAUGCUGUGGUGGCACCUAUGUUGAACCCCUUGAUCUACAGCUUGAGAAAUAAGGACGUUAUGGCUGCUUUCCAGAAACUCUUAAGAGAAAUUCAGAGAUAA